CUGAGCAAAUAUGGCUGCCCGCAGUUGCAGAAUCGUGAGCGUGAUCAUGGGGAUGGAAUCGUGAGCGAAGAAGCUUUCAGUGGGGUCGCUUUUGACGUUUGCAAGAGCAAGGAGGUAGUAGGAGGCGUAAACAGUCCGACUCGGGCCAGUCGUUUCCUCCCCGGCACUUCGAAGGCGGCAAUGUUGGCGCUGUGUCGACAGGCGUUGCACAGAGUGCUUGCCGCUCCUGUUCUGGGGCCGACGAGUGGAUUGCCGGCAGCGGGACAGGUGCUUCUCAGGAACAACUUCAGCGUCGCAGCGUCCCUGUGCAAGCUUCGCGACGACUGGUUCAUGCCGGCACCACGAAGGUGGCCCAAGAAGAAUGACGAAAUCGAGCCGCCCCAGGAACCCGGCCAGCCACGCAACGAGGCCUGGGUGGUUCACUACCGCAACCAGAUCCGUUACUCGCCCAAGAAGAUGCUGCCCAUCGCGCAGAUGAUCCGCGGCAUGAGCGUCGACGAGGCGAUCAAGCAACUCACCUUUGUCCACAAGAAGGGCGCCAAGAUUGUCAUCGAGGUGCUCAAGGAGGCCCAGGACAUGGCCGUCCGGGACCACAACGUUGAGUACAGGUCCAACCUGUGGGUCGCCGAGUCAUUCUGCAACAAGGCGGUCACCAUCAAGGGCAUUCGGAGGCAUGCGCGGGCCAAGCUUGGUACCAUUCAUUACAGGUACUGCCACUAUUUUGUUCGACUCGUCGAAGGGCCACCCCCGGAGCAUUACUACGACCCACCGUUGACGCCGUCACAGAAGUUGGAAGAGUUCAUUCAAGAACUGAGGGAUAGGAGAGUCAAGUAUGGACGUUGAUCAAUUGCUAAGAAACAUUGUAUAAUAGAAUUAAAAUGGCAUCUUCAUCAAUCCAUUGUGUACAGU
Dermacentor silvarum is the source of this 909-nucleotide messenger RNA. RefSeq names its product 39S ribosomal protein L22, mitochondrial (gene mRpL22). Lineage: Eukaryota; Metazoa; Arthropoda; Arachnida; Ixodida; Ixodidae. Gene Ontology annotation, biological process: ribosome assembly; translation. The coding region runs from base 181 to 843 and encodes 220 amino acids. The transcript has 3 exons. Gene Ontology annotation, cellular component: mitochondrial large ribosomal subunit; ribosome. Gene Ontology annotation, molecular function: structural constituent of ribosome. The record is from RefSeq and is a predicted model, not a curated record.